Lonchura striata (white-rumped munia) is the source of this 384-nucleotide messenger RNA. The record is from RefSeq and is a predicted model, not a curated record. NCBI's taxonomy places the organism in Eukaryota, Metazoa, Chordata, Aves, Passeriformes, Estrildidae.
AUGAGCUCAGAACCUGUGAAGAAGCAUGGUCAUGCUGUUGCUUCUGGGAAAAAAAGCUCUAAGAGGAAGACAAAGAGAAAGGAAGCAUUUUCAGUCUAUGUGUACAAAGUACUGAAGCAGGUGCACCCCGACCUGGCCAUCUCCUCCAAGGCCAUGAGCAUCACGAACUCCUUUGUCAAUGACGUGUUGGAGCACCUGGCCACCGAGGCUCGCCUGGGCCGGCACAGUCAGCAGCUGCGGGUGCAGAUGGCCGUGUGGCUGCUGCCUGCCCGGCUCACUGUGUCCGAGGGCACCGAGGCCCUCACUGAGUACAGCAACCAGCUGAGAGCAGCCUGGGCCUGCUGCUUCCUCCUGCAGGAGACGUGUUGGGUCUUACUCAACUGA